This is a messenger RNA of Saccostrea cuccullata (small rock oyster), 603 nucleotides long. Its product is annotated as methionine-R-sulfoxide reductase B1-like. NCBI's taxonomy places the organism in Eukaryota, Metazoa, Mollusca, Bivalvia, Ostreida, Ostreidae. Gene Ontology annotation, biological process: protein repair. The record is from RefSeq and is a predicted model, not a curated record. Gene Ontology annotation, molecular function: L-methionine (R)-S-oxide reductase activity; peptide-methionine (R)-S-oxide reductase activity. The transcript is spliced from 4 exons. Gene Ontology annotation, cellular component: nucleus.
CGACAUUCUGUGACAUUAGUCACAAAAACAAGUGACCAGCAACUGAGUGAGCCAGGAAGAUGUCAUUCUGUGGUUGGUUUUCUGGGGAAAAAUUUCGAGAUCACUUUGAAAAAGGAAUAUAUGUUUGUUCCAAUUGUGGAAAUGAACUCUUCCAUAGUCAGACAAAAUAUGAGCACUCUUCCCCCUGGCCGGCCUUUACUCAUCUGAUCAGGGAGGACUCAGUGUCUCGGGUCAGCGAGAGCCCAACAGCCAUAAAGAUAUCAUGUUCCAAAUGUGGGAAUGGACUUGGACAUGAGUUUCUUGGAGAUGGCCCAAAGAAAGGAAUGAAUAGAUACUGAAUAUUCAGUGCUUCCCUCAAAUUUCAAGCAUUUGAAGGGAAGCAGGGUUAAAAAGCAAGUCUUCCAGAACAAAUGUUGAACUUUCCUCCCAGCAAUUUGUGUCAGAAUUUUGAUUGUGAUCAUCAAGGUGAAUGAUGCUUUAAAACAAAGGCUUUUGAGCAGUUUUGGAGCUGAUGUAUUUCCUGAUAUCACAUGACAAUUUAAUGCCAAUCUUUAAUUCAUUGCGUAAUUAACAAGUUUUAAUAAUUUAAAUAUCUGUACUGAA